AUGGUUCGCCGUACUCCUUCUCAACCUGCCCCGUCGCGACCUUCUAGCCCACAAGCAGAGGACGUCGAAGAGGGCCCUUAUUUUGAUAACGUAGAUGAACUACAGCAACAUGCCGCGGCAAUCAAUACCGUAUCUGGAGUCAACAUGACAACCCGCCGACAAAUGCUGAAAAUCAAGGGAAUGUCAGAAGCGAAGGUUGAGAAGAUCAAGGAAGCGGCGCAUAAGAUGCUGGGCUCCUCAUUUGCGACAGGACUCGAGGUGCAAGAGAAAAGGAAGAGGGUACUCACCAUCAGUACGGGUAGUAAGUCCGUCGACACAAUUCUUGGCGGUGGCGUCAUGUCUCAAUCCAUCACAGAAGUUUACGGCGAGUUUCGCACCGGAAAAACUCAGCUUGCGCACACCAUGAGCGUCGUCACUCAACUUCCUCCGGACAUGGGAGGUGCUGCUGGAAAGGUCGCCUACAUCGACACGGAGGGGACGUUCCGACCGGAUCGUAUCAGGGCAAUAGCAGACCGCUUUGGGGUGAACGGAGAUAUGGCCUUGGAGAACAUCCUUUACGCACGAGCAUUCAACAGCGAGCAUCAGAUGGAACUUAUCAACGAGUGCUCUAUUCGGUUUGCCGAAGACAAAGAUUUUAGACUACUCAUUGUAGACAGCAUCAUGGCGCUGUUUCGCACUGAUUAUUCGGGACGAGGUGAAUUGAGUGAGAGACAACAAAAGCUCGCACAAAUGCUCUCGAAGCUUAGCAAAUUGUCAGAGGAAUAUAACAUCGCAAUCUUGAUGACGAACCAAGUCCAGUCUGACCCUGGUGCAACGAUGACUUUCGUGGCUGGCGGUGCCUUGAAACCCAUCGGUGGUCACAUCCUCUCGCAUGCCUCGGCAACCAGAAUGUUCCUCCGGAAAGGGCGCGCCGAGGAACGGGUCGCCAAACUUGUUGACAGUCCGGAUAGACCAGAAAGUGAAGCAUCCUACAAGCUCGACGAAGGCGGAUGGGCAGACGUCUAA
Sparassis crispa is the source of this 1005-nucleotide messenger RNA. Its product is annotated as Meiotic recombination protein. Gene Ontology annotation, biological process: chromosome organization involved in meiotic cell cycle; mitotic recombination; DNA repair. NCBI's taxonomy places the organism in Eukaryota, Fungi, Basidiomycota, Agaricomycetes, Polyporales, Sparassidaceae. The coding region runs from base 1 to 1005 and encodes 334 amino acids. The record is from RefSeq and is a predicted model, not a curated record. Gene Ontology annotation, cellular component: condensed nuclear chromosome; nucleus. The transcript has 17 exons. Gene Ontology annotation, molecular function: ATP-dependent DNA damage sensor activity; ATP hydrolysis activity; ATP binding.